Molecule: messenger RNA, 1398 nt
Organism: Leishmania braziliensis MHOM/BR/75/M2904
Lineage: Eukaryota; Euglenozoa; Kinetoplastea; Trypanosomatida; Trypanosomatidae
Exons: 1
Coding region: 1-1398 (465 amino acids)
Source: RefSeq, a predicted model, not a curated record
AUGCGCAAGUACAUCCAGCAGCGUCGCCAGCACGAAGAGAUGAAGUCCAGCAGGCGUGGCCUCAGCAAGACCGGCUUCUACGCCGUGCCGAAGCCGAUGGAGAAGUGGAAGCGUGGGCGAGACAUGAUGCUGCUCGUAAACGCCGGCGCAGAGGCACAGAAAGUCCGGCCCACAUCGUACAUUUCACAGGCAUACUCAACGAUGCAGGAACGUAUGCGGAACCACGCUACGAAGUGGUUUGACCGCAUGACUGUCGCCGCUCGUGAUGGCGCCUCUUUCCUCGACCUGAACAGCUUCGCCGGCGUCAGCACCGCGUUCAUUCCCUCGUCGUCGUCCACCGCUGCUGCACUGCCGCUGUCGGCGCAGCAGCACUUGAUGGAGAACCAACAGCAGAGCCGCUUGAACGCCUCCAACGCGGUGCGUCGGCGCGAGGCAUUUUUUCAGUUUCACAGCCUGCGCUGCAACACGGAGGCACCGGUGACGCUGGAGACGGUGCCGUUAAAUGCUGGCCUGGCCGCGGCCAGCACGCUGGAGCCAGGUGUGCUAGAUUCGGUGGACGAGGCCGUUGGCGUGGGCAGUCGCUCUGUGUCUAUCGGCCGCGACGGCGAGGACGCCUCGGUGCCCACGGAGGACGGCAGAUCGCUCUCCUAUUCCACGCACAGCGCGGCACCGAGCUCGUACCCGUACCUAUUCGACUACGAGCAGCGCUCGCGCCGCCCACACCAUCGUCGAAGCAGCCGCGGCAGCGUGAGCGGGCUCUCGUCGGUGGAGGGGUCAUCUGUGAACACGUCUCGGGCCACCUCUGUGGCCUCGACGUACAGCAGAAAUGGUGAGGACGACAAGGCCAAUGAGCCCUACCGCCACGGCCGCUCCUCUGGCAAGCGCGGCGCGACGGCGACAGGGACCCAGAACGGCGCCGCAGCCACUGCGUCCGCGGACUGGCGCUCGAACGCGAAGCGCAGCAUCAUGGAGCAGCUGACCCUCUACCGCCGCGGUAAGCACGGCAAGCCGGCGGUUCUGAGCGACGAGCAGUGCCGCGAGAUGUGCCGGCUGCUUCUGGAUCGCGCCAUGCGUGCCGAGGCGGAGCGGCAGGGGCUGUCUCUCGCCGUACAGUCGAACAACAUCGCAGCCCGGUUCACCAAGGUGACUGAGCAGCGGCUCAAGAAGAGCGUUGAUCACUACUUGGAGAGGCAGAUGCAGCAGGGCACCUUAUUCUCCACGGCGGCGACCUCACGAAUGGGCGCGCCUGGUGCAUCCGCAGUCGGUGUCCUUGGUGCCGGUGCUGUGCUGCAGCCAGGCAUCCUGCCUAUGGAGGGCAAUAGCGCGUUGCUGCCGUACAGCACAAGCGUCGAGGCACGCCAGCGCGCCGUGGCUGACACGCCAGUCUACGAAGAUUAG